AUGAAGUCUGCUUCAAGCAAGCAUUUCUGUUGUACCAUCUGUCAGCGAGGUUUCACGCGCAUUGACCAUCUCAAACGCCAUCACCUCCGACUGAUAACCUCCGCGACCACUACACGGAUUGCGACAAGCGCGGAGACCAGAAGAUCCCGGAAACGGGGCAGAGGGGCAGGCGACGACAUGCCUGCCAGUCGGCAAAAAAGAAAUCUUCCGUGCAACAAUGAGCGUAAAAAGCAGACCAAUGGUCUUGAGCUAGGCACAGGCGCAAAAUCGAACAAUCGCGGGGACUACGUUGGUACCUCCGAUCGCGGUUCGAUCAGCUUUCUCUUGAAUGGUGGCUCCGACAGCUUUACCGAAGAGUUUCGGCUCCCUCCUUGCAGCGACCGCAGCCGGGGUAUGAAAUAUCAUACUCAGAUGGGGUUAAAGGAAGCAAGGUCUACAAUGCUGGACUAUCAGAUGGGACUCGAUCAGUUGGAUAUCGCCCCGGCAUUCAUUGAAGCCGAUCCCACGGCACGCUCCUUUUUCCACGAUAACUUUCUUGAUUUCUUCAACGGUCCGUUCGAGGGCCCACCGAAGUUCAUGGGCACGUCUCAGUAUAGUACAGGGUCUGAGUUUAGCGCGGGUCUCCCGCCAGGCCAAUCUAGCGUGACGCAUCCCAGCGAACAGCCGUAUGUACCGGAGCAGCCCUAUGCUGCUGCACUCUCGCAAGCGAUUCUAUCGCGAGCCUGGGCUGUUUCCCUGGAUGCUAACGCGAAGCAGCGAUUGGCCGCUAAUGCUAGCUUUUUGUUGACGACAGCGCGCAUCCAGAAGUUUGUCUGGAUGUAUGCCAGAUACUGGCAUCCGAGUUGCGCCAUGGUCCACCUUGCCUCGCUGCAAUUGAAUACCGUUCCGUUGCCUUUGCUGGCAGGAUUGGUAUUCAUGGGUGCUAUGUAUUCGAAUGAUGAACAGGAAACAUAUGCUGCCAAGCAAUUGUUGGACUUCGUGGAGCUUUACAUUUUCUCAACCGAGGUUUUCUCUCCAGAAAGCGAUAUCGCUUCCAUGUUUUGCAAGGGAAAGACCAACUUCCCUCAUGAGGGAGACGAUUGGGUCCAGUUUUUGAACUUCCAAGCUGGUUUCAUAAUAUGUAUUGUGCAAUACUGGUCAGGCUCUCGCAUGUCGCACAAUCGAGCCAUGGAGAACCGAUUUAGUGAAAUCACAAAGAAGGUCGCUCGUCGAAUGAACCUUACCAAGUGUCGCCACCAACACCCCGACGUUACUUCAGAGCAGCAAUGGAUCCAGACAGAGUGUCGCAUUCGAACUAUUUCCAUUAUCUCUCUUCUCGACUGUGCCUUCUGCUUCUUCCAGAACUACCCGUGUCGCCUGUCGCAUGUGGAAAUGGAUUGUGAUUUUCCCUGCCAAGAGGCACUUUUCAAUCUAGAACAUCCAUACACAGACAUCGGAUUCCAUUAUUCUCGAGGCUUUACCAUCAAAGAAGCAUUUCAGAGCCUGUUCGACGGAUCGAACGCCCCAAACAUGUCAUUCCCACUCUCUCCAGAUUCUUCGACGAAUCCUAGUGGGAUACUUCCAAACAUGAAUAUCCUUGACAUGUUCAUUCUCAUCCACCUCCUUUACGCCUUCAUAGAUACCUAUAUGACUCUUGCCUCCGUCACGCGUUCCAACCAGCCCCAAAUCCAGUCCCCACCCCAACCCACCCAGCUUUCAGAUCCUGCAUCACCCGACAAAUUCCGGUCACAGAUUGCACCGGAGAAUUCCGUGCUGGGUUCUAUUCGCGUCGCGUUAGCCCGCUGGCGCGAACACUGGCUCACGCUGCAAAGUGCCGUAUCCAACCACGAAUGGGCUUCCAUGGGGUUCUACAAGAACGGUUAUAACUUCUGGCUGGUGUGUCACCUGCUCAUCACCAGGAAGGAAAGUAUGGAUGUGGUCAUGGGGCUGGAGGUGAAGUGCGAGGACAAGUUGGAGAAGUUGAAGGUCCUGCUGAAUGAUGACAAAGAUUGA
Aspergillus brunneoviolaceus CBS 621.78 is the source of this 1992-nucleotide messenger RNA. RefSeq names its product fungal specific transcription factor domain-containing protein. The transcript has 6 exons. The record is from RefSeq and is a predicted model, not a curated record. Bases 1 to 1992 code for a protein of 663 amino acids. Gene Ontology annotation, cellular component: chromatin. Lineage: Eukaryota; Fungi; Ascomycota; Eurotiomycetes; Eurotiales; Aspergillaceae. Gene Ontology annotation, biological process: regulation of transcription by RNA polymerase II. Gene Ontology annotation, molecular function: RNA polymerase II cis-regulatory region sequence-specific DNA binding; DNA-binding transcription factor activity, RNA polymerase II-specific.